Messenger RNA from Arachis ipaensis, 2764 nucleotides. Its product is annotated as F-box protein CPR1-like. Lineage: Eukaryota; Viridiplantae; Streptophyta; Magnoliopsida; Fabales; Fabaceae. The record is from RefSeq and is a predicted model, not a curated record. Gene Ontology annotation, molecular function: protein binding.
GACUUCUUUAUACACUCUCAAAAAAAAAAAAUGGUAUUGUUUUUUCAAUUUCCUAUCCAAAACUGACCCUACCCUUCCCUUAUGUUUCCAAAGCAAUUUGAAGUCCCUGGGGUUGAGUCAAUUGUUAUAUGAAUUGCAAAAAGCUCAUCAAUCCAAGCAUGGAUAAGAAGAAGAAGCAGCUGAAGCACACGGUGAACAAAGCAAAAGAGCAAUCGAGCAUGGAGAAGAGGAAUCAGAAUGACAAGAGCAAGACCAUUCACGACAUCCUCCCUCUUGAUCUGAUUCACAGAAUCCUUCUGCUGGUGCCGAUCAGACAUCUCGCUCGCCUCAGAUGCGUUUCCAAGCUGUGGUACUCUCUAAUUUCCGAACCUGACUUUGCGGAAUUGCAUUUUCACCACUCUCCCGCUGCCACCAACGCAUGCUUCUUCAUGAAAAACUACACUAUGGCUUACUUGGUUUACUUAGACGACAAUGAUGCAUCAAAAAAAGUGGUGUGUCCCCCUUUCAAGAAGAAACCACCUUCUGAUUUUGAGGUAUUGGGAUCCUGCAGAGGAUUUAUUCUCUUGCAUCGAUACCCACAUUUUCUUGUGGUAUGGAACCCACUGACUGGAGUCAGCAAAAGAAUAUCCUAUUCUCAUAUUGUUAGUCGUCCUAAAUACCAUAGCUUUAGGCUUCCCUACAGUACGCAUCUGCAUGGAUUUGGUUAUGAUGCAUCACAGGAUGAUUACUUAGUUGUUGCAGCUUGUAGGGAUUAUGAAAGGCAAGAAGAUCAUUUGGAAUGCUUGUCCUUGAGAACCAAUUCAUGGAUUAAUCUUGAUGCUGUACUCCCCAGUCCAUUGGAUUGGUUUGACCACAAUUCUUGUGGGUUGUUCUUGAAUGGCGCUAUUCAUUGGGUGCCUUCCUUUCUUAAAGAUUACAGGGAUGCUAUUCUUUGCUUUGAUCUGAAGGAAAGGACUUUCUCAAGGAUAUCUGCACCGGAACAACUGCUAAUCAUUGCAUGCCCCUUUCGAAGGCUCGCCCUACUAGGAGACUGCCUAUCUUUGUAUGGUCACAAUUAUAGUAGCGGUACAACUGAGAUAUGGGUGAUGAAAGAAUAUAAAGUGCACUCAUCCUGGACUCUCUAUGAGAUUCCUUGCAAAAUCUUUCAGCCAUUGUGCUUAUCCAGUAAUGGUGAUAUUAUUGGAAGAGGUUAUGAUAAAAUAGGGUACUUCAUAUACAAUGUCAGAGGAGACAUGCUCAAGCGUUUUAAAAAUCUUCCUUGUCCGCCUCCCAUCCGAUACUGUGUAUACAGAGAGUCUCUUGCCGUGUUGCCACUCCCUAGCGGCAUUAAGGAUAAGGAUAAGAAGAAGAAGGAAAACUGCCAUCAAGUUCACCAUCAAGUUUAGGCUCUUUAGAAUCACCCAAGAUUCAAACAGAGAGAGAAUGAGGAGCCAACAUAUGAGUGGACAACUUGCCACUUGGAGAAGAACAUUUGAAAAGUGCAAAUGAAGUUUAGUCUCUUUUUCAAUCCAAUAUAUAUUUUGAAUCAAAUCUAAUAGUAAUAUUUCUUAGUUGGUUAUGCAAAACUUAUAGGUUUUAUUUUGCAGAUUACAUAAUAUACUCCUUCUUUUAAUCUUACCUUUAGCGUUGUUGUUUUUAGAAGUUCACUAGCAAAUGAUGGCAAACCCAGAAACAAAAAGUUACAGUAUACCAGAGUUGUUUUAUUUUGAGUCUUGCUUCCUACACUCUAGUCUUGUGGUGAGGUAUGUUUCGUUAUUGUGCUGAGUGCUAUACAUAAGUAUAUUUUUUCUCAUUGAUUGUAUCUGGUAAUGAAACCUUGUAGCAUGUUGAUAUAAUUGUUAUAGUGGUGUAAAUUUUACAUUUUAUGUAUGCCUUUCAACAUUAUUUUAUUAGGUACUUUGUAGUUUUAGGAUUAGCUUUUAGAUAUAUUUUUAUUAAAUGCAAUUCUGAACUUUUAAGCUGAGGUGUAUGUGGAAUAUGAUAGCAAAUGAAGACUUAAAUAUUGGAUAGCAAAUGAAGACUUAACUUGCUAGCUUCCAUUUUCUUUAAACCCCUUUCUGAAUGUGUAACAGAAGAUGGAAGCUAUUGCACUCUAAAAUUAAUAGGUUAAAAAAAAGGGGAUGGCUGAGAUUCAUGAGCAGAACUAGAUACAAAUAAAUAUUUUAGAUCGAAAUGUUAAAUAUGCCUUUCUUAAUAGUAGGGAUAAUUUUAUAUUUGAUCCCUCUUCAAUUUUGUAGUGCAUGUUCUUUCAUUUCGCUUUCAAACUAUUAAGGCAGUGUCCAGAAACUCAGAGAGUAACCAUAGAGGAAAGAAGAUUAUGCUUUAAAUCUACACUAUUUAAUACUUUGUUCAAAAUGCAACAUGGAAAAAUCCUUUGAAACAUAGGCCUAUUUUAUAUAUUUUAGAGUUUAGAUUGAUCUAACAAUUUUGAUGAUCUAAUACUUUACUCGAUGCAGCAAAAGGCAGAGAAAAAGCUAGCAGCAACGGAAGAAAACAACCACAUGUAACACCACCAUAAAAUCACUUAAUUGCAAGAUAACUAGAAAUUCCAAUAUGAACAACUAUAGUCUAUAAUUAUUCUCAAAUGCACUUAUUUUGGCAGCUAAUUUUGCCUGCAUCUCUCAGGGGCCAACACAUAGUAUCUUAUUUUUGGCUACUUCUGUAGUUCUUUAUUUGGUUGUAUAGGUCUAACACUAGUCCUUGACUCAAUUCAUUGUAAGUUAUUUGUGUGCUAUGUUAAUAACUCAAUACUAUAAUUAACUAC